UUGUGGUUGAUCUGCAGAUGUUUGCCCACCGUUAACCGAAGACAGUAACGCUUCAGCUGGGGUUUGCUCACACAUCUGUGUGCUCUUCAUCGGAGCUUAAUGUGUGUGUGUGUGUGUGUGUGUGUGUGUGUGUGCGUGCGUGUGCGUGCGUGUGUGUGUGUGUGUGCCUUGCAUCGGAGGAGGCUGCGUCUGCACCGCCCCGUCGGUAUGUGCGGUGGGCAGCGUCAAACUCAUUCUGCCCCCGGACUGGUCCUCUGACAACCCCACGCACGAUACUCAGCAAACCUCACACAUAUGCACACACGUAUCCCCCACGCAUACACAAAUAUUCAUGCACACAUACACUGGUACACCGAACCGAGGCAGACCUGGAAAACCGGGGCUCUACAUCCGACGGAUCCCUCGCGAGGACAAUUUUAAUUUUUCAUCACACCCUCCUUGGAUUUCUCUCAUGUGUUUCUCUUUGCGCAUACAUCCCGGGCGCUGCUGAGGUGCGUGUGUGUGCAAUUUGAGUCACUCCGGGGAUGAAAGUAAACGCCCGUUGAAUGGGAAACGCGAAUACAGAGACAACGUUACCUUUUCCUCGUCUUGGCGAACACGCUCACCCUCGCAUCGGUGAGAUUUGCGCACCCGAGACCGGUGCCGGUGUCUGCGCUCUGCCGGGCCGGGCGCGCGUCGUCUGGGAGGAGUAGGCAGGAUGGAGGCGUUUUUCACGGAGGGGGCCCGUGUUUGGGUCAGGGAGAAGGAGCAGCUGGUUCCUGCCACUGUCAACUCCUGUGGAGAUGGAACCCUUGUGCUCACCACUGACUACGGACAGGUGCUGUACUUGCAGCAGGCCGAGGUCACCAGGGAGCGGGUGUACGCCAUGCACCAGUCGAGCAUCGACGGGGUGGAGGACAUGUCAGCGCUGGCCGAGCUACACGAGGCCGCCAUCAUGCACAACCUGUACCAGCGCUACCAGAAGGACAACAUCUAUACCAAUAUCGGCAGCAUCCUGGCAGCCGUCAACCCGUACAAGCAGAUCGCAGGUCUUUACGACCCAGACAGGGUGGACCUGUAUUCCAAGCACCACAUCGGGGAGCUCCCUCCGCACAUCUUCGCCGUGGCCAAUGAAUGCUACCGCUGCAUCUGGAAACGCCACGACAGCCAGUGUGUCCUCAUCAGUGGUGAAUCGGGGGCGGGGAAGACGGAGAGCACUAAACUGUUGUUGCAGUUUCUGUCGGUGAUGAGCCAGAAAUCAUCCGGGACCCCUCCAUCGGAGAAAACCACACGUGUAGAACAGGCUAUUGUUCAGAGCAGUCCAAUCAUGGAAGCCUUUGGAAAUGCUAAGACUGUUUACAACAACAACUCCAGUCGCUUCGGGAAGUUCAUCCAGCUUCACUUCUCCGAGGGGGGAAACAUCCAAGGAGGCUGCGUCAUUGAUUAUUUACUGGAAAAGAACCGUGUUGUACGACAAAACCCCGGAGAGCGAAACUACCACAUCUUUUACGCUCUACUGGCGGGAGCUACAAAAGACCAUAAAAGCCUCUACUUCCUGGAAGAUCCUGCUGAAUCUUUCCACUACCUCAGCCAAUCAGGUUGUCUGAAGGACAAGAGCCUGAACGACAAAGAACUGUUUAACAGUGUUAUGGAGGCACUGAAGGUUUUAGAGUUUACAGAGGAGGAGAUCAGAGACAUGUUCAAGCUGCUGUCGGGAGUCUUGCAGCUCGGCAACAUUGAAUUCAUGACGGCAGGAGGAGCACAGAUCACCACCAAGCAAGUGGUCACUAAUGCCAGUGAGCUGUUGGGUCUGGACGCCUUCCAGCUGUCUGAAGUCCUGACUCAGCGCUCUAUAAUCCUCAGAGGAGAGGAAAUCUGUUCCCCACUCACUAUAGAGCAGGCGGUUGAUUCUCGGGACUCUGUUGCUAUGGCGUUAUACUCCCAAUGUUUCUCGUGGAUCAUCCUCAAGAUUAAUCAGAAGAUCAAGGGGAUGGAAAACUUCAAAUCCAUUGGCAUCCUUGAUAUCUUUGGCUUUGAGAAUUUUGAGGUCAAUCGGUUUGAGCAAUUUAACAUCAACUACGCCAAUGAAAAGCUUCAGGAGUAUUUUAAUAAGCAUAUCUUCUCCCUGGAGCAGCUGGAGUAUAACAGGGAAGGUGUCCAGUGGGAUGCAAUUGACUGGAUGGACAAUGCAGAGUGUCUUGACCUCAUAGAGAAGAAACUGGGCUUGUUGGCGCUAGUAAACGAAGAGAGUCGAUUCCCCAAAGGAACCGACUUCACUCUGCUGGAGAAGUUGCACAGCAGACACUCGACGAACCCUUAUUAUGUCAAGCCCAGACUUGCUGAUCAUCAGUUUGGUAUCAAACAUUACGCUGGAGAGGUACUUUAUGAUGGUAGAGGAAUCCUGGAGAAGAAUAGAGACACGUUUAGAGACGACAUCCUGAACAUGCUGAAGGACAGCAGACUGGACUUCAUCUAUGACUUGUUUGAGAAGGUUGGCAGCAGGAACAACGAAGAGAAGAUGGGAACGGCCAGACGCAAACCCACAGUGAGCUCCCAGUUCAGGGACUCCCUUCAUGCUCUUAUGGCCACCCUCAGCGUGUCCAAUCCUUUCUUUAUUCGCUGCAUUAAACCCAACAUGGAGAAGAAUCCAAAUGUGUUUGACCCGGAGGUCGUCCUGAACCAGCUGAGGUAUUCUGGGAUGUUGGAGACUGUGAAGAUCCGUCGGGCCGGGUUCCCCGUUCGCAGGACUUUCAAAGAUUUCUUCUCUCGGUAUAAGAUCAUUAUGAAAGAAAAAGUAGCAACAACAGGAGAUGAUAAGAAGAGAAGCACAGACCUUCUAACCAAGUAUGACAAGACUAAGAAAGAGUGGCAGUUAGGAAAGACCAAGGUGUUUUUGAAAGAAUCUUUGGAGCAGCGUUUAGAGAAGGACAGGGAUGAAGUCCGGCGUCAAGCUGCCAUGAUAAUCCGAGCACAUCUACUCACCUUCUCUGCAAAGAAGCAUUUCAAACGCGUGCGUGCCAGCGUCAUCACCCUCCAGAAACACUUCCGAAAGCACAUCCAGUGCAGACGGUUCGUGAAGCAGCGCAAGGCAGUGCUGGUGCUGCAGAGGCACAGGCGAGGCCAGGUGGCGCGUACGCGUGUUCGGAAACUCCGGGAGGAAAAGAAGAAGAAAGAGGAAGCGCAAAACAAGAAAGAGGAAGAAGAGGAGAAAGUGUCGGCUGAGGGAAAACAGGAAGAGGUGAAUGAAACAGCGGACAAAAAUGCAAAAUCGUCCGAGGAGGAAGCUCGCCAGAUGGAGGAGAUCCUGCAGCUUGAGCGAGAGAUUGAGCGCUUGCAGAAGAAGAGAGAGGAUGAGGUGUCCCAACUGUGUGAGUCCUCCAAGCAGGAGCUGCAGCUGCGCCGGGAUGCUGAGCUCAAGCGGAUGAAAAAGGAGGCGUCUCGCAAGGCCACGGAGCUCAUCGACCUCCUGAACUUCGGAGGCGUGGACCCUUCAAUGGGAGCAGCCGGACCUAAGCCUGCUGCAGAGGUGAAAUCUCCAAAAGGGGCCAACGCCUCCAGAGGUGCUUCCAAAGAAGAGGAAGUAGAUGAAGGCUUCCAUGCUGAGGAGGAGUGCAUCCCUCUGCCGGAUUUCCCUCCUCCUGCCGAGACAGAUGCUCCUAUAGAUCAGGAGAUAUUCGCUCACCUCCCUCCUCCUCCUCCCGCUUUCGCCGAGGGCACGGUGCCUCCUGCGCCGCCUGCCCCGCCUCCCCUUCCAGCAGACGGCGUAGCUGGAAUUCCUCCCCCUCCUCCUCUCCCUCCACCUGACGAUGGUGCCGCCGUCCCUCCGCCUCCACCACCUCUCCCAGCUGAUGGGGAGAAGAAGGAGGGAGACAAGACGGAGCCAGAGAGGAAAGUGAGCAUGGUGGAGAGCCUGGUGGACGCGGAGGAACCGAUCUACAGCAUGCCGGCCGACACCGAGUCAGACUACGACCAGGAAGAGGAGGAGGGCUCCGUCAACGCCGGCGACGACAGCUCUGUCUCGGGAAGCAACCGCGGGAGCACGACUGUGACGGACGAGGAGCACCCGAGGAAGUCGACCUGCACCAAUGCCAGCAUGGAGUCCUACAGAGGCAGCUCUGACUCUGUGAGGAGACACACUUACACGCAUCCUCACACGCGUGCACGCAGAUAUUAUGCAGACAGCGAUGACGAACACGACGGCAUGAUGGACACCGAUGAAGAGGUGACGAAUGGCAGGGUGACUCUGCUUAACGGAAACGGGCCGCCCUAUUUCCAUGGCUACCUCUACAUGAAGGCUGGUCUGAUGAUCCCGUGGAGGAGGCGCUGGUGUGUGUUAAAGGAUGAGACAUUCAUGUGGUUCCGGUCCAAGCAGGAGUCUCUCAAGUCUGGCUGGCUUUACAAGAAAGGAGGAGGCCUGUCCACUCUCUCACGGAGGUUGAACUGGAAGAUGCGCUGGUUUGUACUGAGAGACAACAAGCUGAUGUACUACGACAACGACAGCGAGGAGAAGCUGAAGGGAACCAUCGACAUCCGAGCGGCCAAGGAGAUUGUGGACAACCAUGAAAAAGAGAACGCUCUGAACAUCGUGACAGACGAGAGGACGUACCAGGUGUUCGCUGAGUCGCCAGAGGAUGCAAGUGGGUGGUUUAAAGUGCUCAGCAAGGUCAGAGUGUGCACUCCCGAGCAGCUGCUGGAGAUGUCCCACGAACAGGCCAACCCCAAAAAUGCUGUGGGAACCCUCGAUGUGGGGUUGAUUGACUCUGUUUGUGCAUCAGACAACCCUGAUCGGCCCAACUCUUUCGUCAUCAUCACGGCCAACCGUGUGAUCCACUGCAACAGUGACACACCAGAGGAAAUGCAUCACUGGAUCAGUCUGCUGCAGAAACCCAAGGGAGACGCCAGGGUAGAUGGACAGGAGUUCCUUGUUAGAGGCUGGCUCCAAAAGGAGAUGAAGACGAAUGCCAAGAGCACUUCCCUGAAGCUGAAGAAGCGCUGGUUUGUUUUGACCCACAACUCCCUGGAUUACUACAAGAGCUCAGAGCGAAACUCCUCCAAGAUGGGAACUCUGGUCCUUAACUCCCUCUGCUCCGUCAUUCAGCCGGAUGAACGGGUACAUAGGGAGACAGGCUACUGGAACAUCAUCGUAUACGGGAGGAAACACUCCUACCGCCUUUAUACUAAGAUGCUGAAUGAGGCCAUGAGGUGGACGGCCGCUAUACAGGGAGUCAUAGACAGCAAGACCCCGAUAGAAACUCCAACGCUGCAGCUCAUCCGAGACAUCAAGGAGAACAGCGUGAACCCAGAAAUAGUGGAGCAGAUGUACAGGAGGAACCCCAUCCUCAGAUACACUCAGCAUCCUCUGCAUGCGCCUCUACUGCCGCUCCCUUACGGAGAGGUCACCAGCUUACAAAGGCAGCAGGGCUAUGCGAGUCUGCAGGAUGAGGCGGUGCGAGUUUUCAACUCACUGCAGGAGAUGGAGACGCUGGCAGACACGGUGCCCAUCAUUCAGGGCAUCCUGCAGACCUGCCAGGACCUGCGCCCUCUCAGGGAUGAGGUAUAUUGUCAGGUGAUCAAGCAGACCAAUCAUGUGCCUCAGCCUAACAGCCCAGCCAAUCGGGCCCACUGGCACCUGCUCACCUGCAUGAGCUGCACCUUCCUGCCCAGCCGAGCCAUCCUCAGAUACCUCCGCUUCCACCUCAAGAGGGUACGUGAGCGUUAUCCCGGCACGGAGAUCGAGCGCUACGCCAGUUUCAUCGGAGAGUCCCUGAAGAAGACCAAGACUCGUGAGUUCGUUCCCUCUCAGGAGGAGAUCGCCGCCCUGCUGGUGAGGCAGGAGAUGAGCACCACGGUGUACUGCCACGGAGGAGGCUCCUGCAAGAUCUCCAUAAACUCCCAUACCACGGCCGGAGAGGUCGUGGAGAAGCUGAUCAGAGGUCUGGCCAUGGAGGAAAGCAAGAAUCUGUUCUCCCUAUUUGAACACAACACCAUUACAGACCGAGCCCUGGAGAGCAGGGUGAUUGUGGCGGAUGUCCUUGCCAAAUUUGAGAGGCUGGCAGGCAGUGAAGAGGAGGAGGAAGAGGGAGAGUGGAAACUGUACUUCAAACUCUACUGCUUCUUGGAUGUGGAGAGCAUGCCCAAAGAGGGAGUGGAGUUUGCUUUCAUGUUUGAACAGGCCCACGAGUCUUUGAUAAGUGGUCACUUCCCAGCCUCAGAGGAGACUUUGCAGCACCUGGCCGCCUUACGCCUCCAGUAUCUCCAUGGCGACGGGGCAGGCCGGGCCGGAUGGAGCCUGGGAACCGUCUACCCGAUCGGACGCCUUCGCAAUCGAAUCAUGCAUUCCACCAAGCCGGGCGUGAGCGCGGCCGGUGGGGCCGGAGGAGGGGGAGGCGGAGGAGCAGGAGACGGAAAGGGCACGGCGGGAGGAGUGGGUGGCGUCGGGGUCGGCGUAGAGAAAAGAAAGACUCCGAGCUUCCUGGACGGCACACUGAGGAGAAGCUUCAAGACUGGUUCCCUGAAGAAGCAGAAGGUGGAGGAGGAGCAGAUGCUGGAGAUGUGGGUGAAGGAGGAGACGUCCGCAACACGCACCAGCGUGCUGGAGAAGUGGACCCGCCUGCAGGGCAUGCCUCAGCACCAGGCCAUGCUGAAAUACAUGAGCAUCAUCAAGGAGUGGCCAGGAUAUGGAUCGACCCUGUUUGACGUGGAGUGUAAAGAGGGCGGUUUCCCUCAUGACCUGUGGCUGGGUGUGAGCGCCGAUAACGUGUCUGUGUACAAACGGGGCGAACCCAAACCUCUGGAGACCUUCCAGUACGAACACAUCACCUUCUUUGGAGCUUCGCAGCCCUGCACCUACAAGAUCAUCGUGGAUGAGAGGGAGAUGUUCUUUGAGACCCCACUGGUGGGUGAGAUCACCAAGAUCAUGAGAGCCUACAUCAACAUGGUGGUGAAGAAACGUUGCAGCAUCAUGUCCGUGAUCAGCGUUGCCAGCUCCUGGGCCAGGUGAUCGCGCCACCGGCCAGUCAAAGCCCCUCAGUUUCAUCCAUCCAGCGGCAAAAGACGCCCCCCUCCCAACCCCAUGCCCAUCCCCCCCCACACACAUUGGCUGGUUGGUUUUGAUGAAGGCAGUCGCACCGACCAGCUAAUCCUCCAGGUUGAAUCGAGAUCCAUGGAUGAGCGUCAACAGCAAAACAGGGAGGGUGGGGGGGAAGUGGACACAGAUGCCAAACGCACACUCUACUGGCCUGGGUCUCACUUGGGAUAAGGGAUCUAUUUAAAAGCAUGACGACAAAGAAAGCGACCUGUAUUUAUAGGGCUGUCCCGUCAAACCCAUGACCCUCUGCUGUAGUUCUGCAUGUAGAUGUUUCAAGCACACUCCAAACUCCUCUCGGUUUAACCUUUUUGGACAAACUCAGAAAUAACAAGCACAACUCAGCCGCCCGGUCCCAGUCAGCAGUCUCUGGUGGCGCCUCCUCCACCCUCUCACCGCACUGCCAGACAGAAGAAAGCCACACUUUCUCAGUUCAGUUUGUUUCCUUUCUCUCUCUUCGUCCAGUUUCAGAGUCUCUCUCUUUCUCUUCGUGUGUCUUCACUCUCGUUGCAUCUUUCUUCGCCAUAAGUUAUAAUAUUGAAUUCUAUUUCUUGCUUGCUUUCCCUGUCAUUUUCCCUCCGCGUCUUUUACCUCUAACGUCGACUGCGUCACUUUUGAGAAGAAGGACGACACGAUGUUGGAUCUUCAUAGCGUUCACUUCGCUCACUCGUCAGUGCCACCGUGUGGCCACAAGGAAACAACAAAGCCAAAGGAAGCGGCUUUAAAUAUAUCUGAACAAUAUCAGAUAGAUAUUAUUGAGAAGGAACAACAGAGAGUUUUUUUUUUUUUUUUUUUUCACGUUGGAGGCUCUCUGCUUGUGUUUAGCUUGACGUGGAGAGUCUGUGCAUGGCUAACAGCCUCACCGGGCCCUACAAGAAGAACAAUAUUAUCUAGAAUAUUAUCAGACAUUUCCCUAUUUAUGUCUAAAUAUAACACAAACUGCAUUAAAGUGUAAAUUCACACACGCGUGUACACAUAAACUGAACAAACCUGUAUCGUUUUGUAUAUCACACAUUAUAAUAAGAGGUAUUAUUGAGAUUCUUUUGGUGGCCACUGUACAGUAUAUAGAUGCCAUACUCAAUGCAACGCGACACCCGUCAUGUAAAAUACAUGCAAGUGAAUGGUGUUAAUGAUGAUGAAUUGUGUGUGUCUGAACAUGAUGCCAACACUGUACUUCGUUCACAGGCGGUGCCAUUAAUGUGACUCACAGAAAAGUUAGUAAAUUAGUAAAAAAAAAAAAAAAAUGAAUGAAACUGACUGUUUCCACAGCAUUUUGAUGAAUUUAUCGUUAGUGUUAUUUGCUGGAGUCACACUGCAGCGUCGACUGGAGCCAUAAAGAACUGCGUAUCCUCGUCUGCUCCAGCUUUUAUUUUGUAUCUUUUCUUUACCGUGGAGAUCAGGAGACACACAGAAUACACACACGUUGCUCCAUUUCGUCCGUGUUUCCAGUCUGUUUAUGAACGUGUGACUUUUAUUACUGAUAAUAGUAUUGUUACUGUAUGAACCCCGCUAUCUUAACCACCCCAAAGUGUCUGGAUCGCUGCUGUGUGUGUGUGUGUGUGUGUGAGUGCGAGUGUAUUAACAGUAUCAUGCAACCGGUUGCAAAAGAAGAGGAAAAUGAGAAAAGAGAAGUGAUUUCAGUGAGUGUGUUCUUUGGAAAUAUGACGUAUUUACUUGAGUAACGUUCACGAAGGAUGGUGUUGUAUUUGUAAGUUGCCGGUAAAAGCAUGGGAUUUCAAGGGAGGGAGGGAUGGGGGUAUUUAUUAUACUAUAUGUAUUGCAAGGUCUGUUUGGGAGGAUUAAAAAUAUAAGGAUUUAUUGGUGUAAGAGAAGAAUAUAAGGAACUGUUACGGGCUCGGAUAUCGUUCCACUGUGCACUGGGAAUGCUGAAAGUCUUCACUGCUUCUGUGCGUAUGUCUGUGUUUUUGGACUGGAAGUGAAGUCUGCCAACCGACGUCUGCAGAUUCACUCACACACGUCCCCUCCAGGGAUGAAAAGCACUUUAAACAAAGUGUUUCCCCCUCCACCCCCACCCCCACAUCAAAUAUCCACCGGGAAUAAUUUGAUUGCACAGAAAAAAAACUGAACUAGUUUCUAAACUAGUUUCUGUGGCAAUAAGAAUUUCAGUAUAAGAAUAUUACUGUUUGCUGCUUUUCACACCAGAUAUGCAGUACAUUACAUGUGGGUGAAGUUGAAUUUCGUAGGGUGAAAUAGUCUGUUUAUCUGGAGUACCACAUGCUGUACAGGGCUGUAGCAAUGAUUUCGGAAACACUGAGUUUGCUGAACCCAAAAACUUUUGACUAAACACCAACAAAAAAGGAACUUUAUUAUAAAUCUACCAAGCAAUCAUGCUGAAUAUGCAUUCAUUGUAAAUGUAGAAAACAUGACCUCAGUGUUUUCACCUCUAGCUACGGCCUUGCCUGCAAAUACACAGCCCACUGGCAUCCCGCCUAUAGACGUGGAAUAAGCUGAACUCACAGGUUCCAAUUUGAGCUUUCAGAUAAUUUAGUUCAGGCUUAAAAACUUUUACAAGCCAUAAAUGUACCUACUAGGAACCUGGUGUGUUCUAUUAUUCUACAUCUAUGGUUUUGUCUGUCACUGAUAUUAAACUGAGUAUGAAGAACUUGCCCUGUAGCGGCUGAGGUGUGAUCGGCGUGUUUGCUAAAGAGGAGUGAAGUGUCUGAUCGCAAAUCCUCACAAGUCUUCAAGGGCAACUUCAUCACAAAGGGUCCUGUUAUCAGCCGCAGGCGGCCAGAGUGGGGCCCAUUCUUAUCUUACGUUAUGCUUAUUAUCAUUGUUACGUAGUAAAACAUUGUGCUUGUUAAAAAAAAAGAGAGAGAGAGAAAGAGAGAGAUAUGUGUGUUGUUUUUUUUUUAUUUGUAACUGGCUUUACAAAAUUAUGCUUUAAUAAAUUAUUGAAAACUGUCCUCUA
This is a messenger RNA of Mugil cephalus (flathead mullet), 9995 nucleotides long. RefSeq names its product myosin X, like 1 (gene myo10l1). The record is from RefSeq and is a predicted model, not a curated record. Gene Ontology annotation, molecular function: ATP binding; protein binding; cytoskeletal motor activity. Gene Ontology annotation, cellular component: cytoskeleton; myosin complex. Gene Ontology annotation, biological process: signal transduction. Lineage: Eukaryota; Metazoa; Chordata; Actinopteri; Mugiliformes; Mugilidae. The transcript is spliced from 43 exons. The coding region runs from base 698 to 6979 and encodes 2093 amino acids.